UUACUGUAACAUAAGAGAUUUUUUCGGACAAAGAACGUCAAAUUCGAAGCUUUUCUUCUUUCUUCCCGCAGACCUCACCGUUGCUUGACUUCCGAAAUAUCCACGAAAGGGAACAAAAAUCCCAGAUAGAUUCCGACCGGACAAAUCUUCUUCGUUCCAGAUCCAAAUACCCAUCUCGUAUUGAUCUGCAUAAAUGGCGGUUACUCGCUGAUUCAGAUACAAAACGGCCCUUUUUCCCUCUUCUUGCCUCCUUCAAUGGCGGAUCACCAACAUGGCAAGUUCUUCUUCUUCUUCUUAUGCUCUUUUUUCGUCUCCUUCAGUUUGCUUUUACCUUUGUCUUCAAAUGGGUCUCUGGUUCUUGCAACCUCUGGUUCGGUCCCGAUUACACAAGAGAACGAUUAUGUUUCUCCAAAUGAAGCUGUAAUCGGCAGCGAAUCCGACCGACAAGGUGAUCUAUUGCAUAAACUCGAGGAACUGGUUAGGAAUCUUACGGAAGUAGUUGCUAGAUUGGAUACUAGGUUGUCUCGAACUCAGAUUUCGCAGUGUGUCCGUGAGGAACGCGAUAUCGGGGCAUCGAUGAAGCCGUCGAAGGAGAGGAGUGAGAUUGGUCGGAGAAAAUCUGGUGAUGAAAUCGAAGAAGAUAGUGAUAACGAUGAUGACGAAGAAGAAGGUCACAAGAGUGGAACCAGGGAGAAAACUAAGACAUUAUCCGUAACUAAGUACAGCCCAUUCUGGUCGGAGAGGUUUCAGUUCACUUCGGCUGUGAAAUUGGAUUCAGAUGCGACUUGUGUUAAUGUUUUGCCGUUUCGUGAUCACGAGGGUUUAAGCAAGUACUUUGGAGUUGGGGAUUCAAGAGGUAGGGUUUAUGUGUUCUUGAGGAAUGGGGAUGUUUUGGUUGAAUUCUUCACGACCUGCAGUUCACCCAUCACGGCUAUGGUUUCGUAUCUGUCAGUGCAUAAGAACGAGAGUUUCGUGGUCACGGGCCAUCAGAAAGGUGAGAUCUUGUUGCAUAGGAUUCGCGAGGGGUCGAACGGGGAGGAUUGGAACUCGGUUACGAUGGAGCAUGUUGGUAAGUUUUCUGGCACGGGAGAUGGGGAAGAUGGCGAUGUGUCCGUGACCCUCCUGGAAGUUCAUCACGUGGGUCGGGUUAGGUAUAUAUUGGCUUCGGAUCUCGGUGGGAAGCUCACGGUUUACACGGAAAACGGGACGGUUUAUGGGUCAGCAAUGCCCACGAGCAGGCCGCUUGUCUUCUUGAAGCAAAGGCUGUUGUUUCUGACGGAGACUGGUGCCGGGUCGCUGGACUUAAGGAGCAUGAAGAUCAGAGAAUCCAAAUGUGACGGUCUGAACCAUUCUCUUGCAAGAACAUACGUUUUCGAUGCCACAGAACGGUCUAAAGCAUACGGGUUCACAUCCGAGGGAGAAAUCAUUCACGUUUUACUUCUGGGCGACAUUAUGAACUUCAAAUGUCGGGUGAGAUCCAAGAGAAACUUCCAAAUGGCAGAGCCGGUUGCUUUACAAGCUAUCAAAGGCUAUCUGCUCAUGAUCAACGAAGAAAAAGUCUUCGUCUACAAUGUAUCAACCCAGCAAUACGUUCGAACCAGCAGUCCCCGGCUUCUUUUCUCUGCGGGCUUAGACGAGAUAAGAUCAACGUUCUUGAAUCAUCACGAUUCAUCGUUCAAACCGGACCAGAGAGGCAAAAAGGCGACACCUUUGAUAGCGAGUGACCGGGAAAAGCUCGUGGUAAUGAGCUUAGGAGACGGAUACAUCGCGACAUACAGAUCAAAACUUCCGGUUUUCAAAGGGGAAUUCAACACGAUGCUAUGGAGCAGCCCGGUGUUUUUCUUCGUACUGUUUCUCUUCGGGGCGUGGUUUUUCUUUGCCAAGAAGAAAGAAGCUCUCACUUCUUGGGGACCCGACGACCCUUUCGCCUCUUCCUCCUCUCCUUCCCCUGCGGCUCAAGCCAUGGACCACUCCUUCGCAGAAUCUUCUAGAAGGAGUGAUGACCUAAUGGAACUACGAAGAAGGUACGUCUCUCCAUCUCGGUACCCUCCUGGUGACGGCUCGGCUGCAGUUUCUUACCGUUCAGGCGGCUCUAAUGACUUGAGCUCACGAGCUCUGGUGGAUCAGAACUACAGAGCCAUGGCUCAGGAGCUCAAGUACCGCGGCUCGGGUCUCGAGUCGAGCGGGUUUGGGAAGAGAAGGGAGAGCCUGUUUGUUAACAGCAAAGUUGUGGACGGCGAGAGUUAGAUCCUUGUGUUAAGUUUUCAACUUUGUUUUUCCUCCAUCCUCUGUCUUUUGUUUUUUUUAGGGAUUGGCUUGAAAAUGUUGUAAUAUGUAAACUCUGGUUUAGGAAAUAAAAGUUUCAGGUAAAUUAUUCGGUUCG
Tarenaya hassleriana is the source of this 2383-nucleotide messenger RNA. RefSeq lists its product as uncharacterized. The transcript has a single exon. The record is from RefSeq and is a predicted model, not a curated record. Lineage: Eukaryota; Viridiplantae; Streptophyta; Magnoliopsida; Brassicales; Cleomaceae. Gene Ontology annotation, molecular function: protein binding. The coding region runs from base 256 to 2247 and encodes 663 amino acids.